UUUUUGGUUGGUCGUGUUGGUGUUUAGUUUUGACAAUCUGGUGGGAAAUGUAGCCGGUUUUCGCUCAUUUUCCAUAGAAUUUGGCCCAAAACUAGUGACAAUCGCAGUGAAAAUUGUUGAUUUCGUGUCGUUAGUGAUGUAGGAAUGUACUCGGGUAGUGAUUCGACCGAAUCUCAGACCUACCCUCAAUGGGCACUCAACCCAUCAACGUACCAAAACAUGUCCAACGAGCAAGUGGAUUGGGCCGCUUUGGCCCAACAGUGGAUCAUAAUGAAGGAAGCGGGGCCACCACCAGUUAUUUCGAGCGAAAAGGCCCCAAAAAAUGAGGGUGGCGAAGCCCCCAUGGACGUCGAAGACAAGGACGAAUCGCUUGAAUGGCACACGCAGAAUGAGUGGAGUUGGAAUGCGCAGAACCAGCCGUGGGGCUGGACGCCCCCCAUGGGGGUGCCACCCCCGGUGCCCCUAAAGCCCCCUCUUUUGCCCACGCCCGCCAACUUUAACUAUAAUGCGCCCCCUGAGAGCGUCAACGACAACGCCAAUUUCACUGGCUACUCUACUGUACCCCAAAACGACUAUUCGUCGGGUUAUUGGACUUCUGCCGGAAGUUCAAAACAAGUAAAGCCACACAAUCGACGAUUUAGUAAAGUUAACGUUCCACGACCGGUACAACCCCUAAUCAGUGAAACACAGCCAACUUUGGAUGCCACGAAACGUAAACAAUUGCCGGCUUGGAUACGUGAAGGAUUGGAGAAAAUGGAACGUGACAAAUUGAAACAAUUGGAGCGCGAGAAGGAGAAACAAGAGAGAGAGGAAUAUAACGAAAAAAUGAAACAAAGUGAGAAGGAAACAAUGGAGAUUUUAAAAUCGACGAUUAAAGAACAACAAAAGUCUAAAUUUGAGAGUGAUAACGAAUCGGAGGACGAUGAUAAGAAGGCUGUGGAACCAGUGCUGACACCUGCCGAACAAAUGAUGAAUGUGAGGAGGACCAUGACUGAAAUACUUCUCAAAGUGACAAAUCAUGAAAUUGAAAAUAUCUGUCGCGAGGAAUUGCAACGUUACCACAAAAAACACAAAGCUUCAGAUCGUCGCGUUUCUGCACCCAGCGGUGCCAACGUAACGACGAAACUUGGUUUGGGCAUUUACGGCGGCUCCGGAAGUAGCAGUAGCGACAACAGUGGCGACGACAAAUCCCCAGAACGUAAAGAUUCCGAUACGGAACUAAAGGACAGUAUUAAGCGCAAAAAAGCCGAAUUCAGUAAAACCGAACGCGAAAUCGAGGACAAGUUGGCCGUGGCUGCUGAAAGAAAACAAUCACCGGUCACACGUUCCCCCACUCCUGAAAAAACAAACGAUAAUCACAACACACAGGUAGACGCAAAAUCUCAAGGACGGAAACAAACGACGAAAAAACGUGUUGUUCGUUCAUCUUCGUCGAGUUCGUCGCGAAGUCGGUCGACAACACCCGAAAAAAGCCGACGUAAAAAACGCUACUCUCGAAGAAGUAGGUCGAGGUCAAGGUCGUCUUCGUAUCGGAGGCGGAGGUCGAGGUCCAGGUCCAGGUCCCACCGGCGCAGCCGACGGUCAAGGUCACGGAGUGGUGGUAGGGGUAAGAGGUCGCGCCGGCGCUGAAGUGUUUCGAUUUUGUUUUGUUUUAUGUAUAUAAGUGUCUUCCUAGCAAUAAUUAUUAAAGUGUUUAGUUGAGGUUUUAAGUGAAUGUAACGAUUUUCAUUUGCUGAAUAAAUAUCUGCGAGCCUUA
This is a messenger RNA of Tribolium castaneum (red flour beetle), 1756 nucleotides long. Its product is annotated as arginine/serine-rich protein PNISR. Gene Ontology annotation, cellular component: presynaptic active zone; nuclear speck. NCBI's taxonomy places the organism in Eukaryota, Metazoa, Arthropoda, Insecta, Coleoptera, Tenebrionidae. The transcript is spliced from 9 exons. Gene Ontology annotation, molecular function: RNA binding. The record is from RefSeq and is a predicted model, not a curated record. Bases 145 to 1629 code for a protein of 494 amino acids.